AUGUACUUGGGUAGACCAUCUUCAGGUGAUUCUCCUUUUGCAACAGCCGACAAAGCAUUACACGAUCACUCAAAUCCUCAACCUCCCUCACAAAGAAAUCCAACUCCUCGUAGAUCCCCAAACCCGCAGAUGCCCCCAUCAGGUCCUCUCAUGGCGACCCCUUCGCCUUAUGGCAGCGUGUCGGAUGAAGCCAGAAGAAGGUAUGAAGAGAGAUACGCAAAGAAACGCGAGGAGACAGCUAGGAAAGAAGAAGAGGAGGAGAGAAAGAAGCUUCAAGGUCAACAACCACAACAACCUCCACCCCAACAACAACAAGGACCUCCCAGACCUCCUCAACAAGGUUAUCCACCUUAUGGUGGACCACCUCCACCUGGUCGUCCUUCUUCCAUCAAUCAAUCUCCACAACUAGGACAAUUACCUCCCGGUCAAAAUCCUCCUCGAUCUCAAUUCUCACCACAACAAACUCAUUUUUCUCCCAAUCCAGUAAACGGUAAUCCUUACCCUCCUGGGCAAUAUCCCACUCAACGUCCACCCGGUCCCCCCGCACAGCAAGGACCUCCGGGAGGAUAUCAACAAGGUUAUACAAGUCCCCAACAACGUUAUUCAGGUCCUCCGGGCGGUUAUAAUCCUAAUCAAGGACAACCUGGACCAGCCCCUCCUAGAAGCGCAGGUGUUCCUCCUCCUCAAUGGAGUCAACAAGCGGUCCCACCUCCCAAUCAACAAUGGGCUCAACAACAACAACAGCCGCAACAAGUCGUUUCGCCCCCUCCUGCAGAUCAGCCGCCGAAACAGGAACUCGAGAUUUUGUUUGAACAAUUUGAUGGUUCUCGAACGGGCCAAUUGAACGCGUAUGAUCUGCAGAAACUUUUGGCAAAGGAUGCAACGAUGGAAGCGAGGGAAGAUUGUGUAAAGAUGCUCAUGAAUAUCUUUGAUACGGAUAGGAGUGGGAGUAUCAAUUUUCAGGAGUUUGAGGGGUUGUAUAGGUAUAUCAAGGAUUGGCACGCGAUUUUCCUUCGAUUCGACCGUGAUAACUCCGGUCUCAUAGACCGCAAAGAGCUUCACUCGGCAUUGCUAGGAUUCGGCUUUUCUCUCCCAUCGGAGAUGGUUCGAAAGUUGGAAAAACGUUAUGCCCCUCCUCCCAAUCCGGGUCAACCACCGAUGAAGGGGAUCAGUUUCGAUAGGUUUUUGAUGGCUUGCGUGACUGUGAAACAUUACACAGAGGCGUUUAGGCGAAUGGAUGUUAGAGGUGAAGGAAGAGUAACGUUUGACUAUAAUGAAUUUAUGGAAAUCGUCCUGGACGCUCCGAGCUAG
Tremella mesenterica DSM 1558 is the source of this 1311-nucleotide messenger RNA. RefSeq lists its product as uncharacterized. Gene Ontology annotation, molecular function: calcium ion binding. The record is from RefSeq and is a predicted model, not a curated record. Lineage: Eukaryota; Fungi; Basidiomycota; Tremellomycetes; Tremellales; Tremellaceae. The coding region runs from base 1 to 1311 and encodes 436 amino acids. The transcript has 5 exons.